UGAAAACAAAAACAGAAAUAAUGCUGGACCUGAUGCUACUGCCUAGCCUUGUCCUGGUGCCCACCACUUGACAUUGGUUUCCUUGGAAAUUUUAGAAAUGAAUGUCACUGUCUCUGGAGUCCCGCCAAACAAGGCUUAACAAAAGGCUCAGAAACCUUAUCUUGAAAACUACAACAGCAAUGGUAGGAAAGAAAACUUUAUCUACAUGUUAAACCCUCUUCAGAUAAGAUCAGGAACAUAGCUUGGAGCAGCCAUGGCAACCUUAAGCAGCCAAUUUCAUAUUACCAACCAUAAAAGCUAUCGGAAUGUAAAACGAAGAACGUCGUCGUCGAUCUCUUGCUCAAUGCAGCCAUCUCAAAGCAACAUUAAGGUAAUCAUAAAUGGAGCAGCCAAGGAAAUUGGAAGGGCAGCAGUAGUUGCAGUGACAAAAGCCAGAGGGAUGGAAGUGGCUGGUGCAGUGGAUUCGUACCUUGUUGGAGAAGAUAUUGGAAAUGUUUGUGACAUGGAAGAGCCACUUGAAAUACCCAUAGUGAAUGAUCUGACAAUGGUGCUAGGUUCUAUAUCUCAGUCAAAGGCAAUAGCAGUCGUCGUAGAUUUUACCGACCCUUCCACAGUUUACGAUAACGUAAAACAGGCAACAGCAUUUGGCAUGAAAAGUGUGGUUUAUGUGCCCCGGAUAAAAUUAGACACGGUAGCAGCACUAUCGGCAUUCUGUGAGAAGGCCACCAUGGGCUGUCUUAUUGCGCCGACUUUGUCCAUAGGAUCUAUACUCCUCCAGCAAGCUGCAAUUUCAGCAUCUUUCCACUACAAAAAUGUUGAGAUUGUUGAGUCCAGACAAAAUGCAGGGGGUUUUCCAUCUUCAGACGCUAUACAAAUCGCCAACAACCUCUCAAACCUCGGUCAGAUCUACAACAAAGAGGAUAUUUCAACAGAUGUUUUGGCACGGGGGCAAGUUGUGGGAGAAGAUGGAGUGCGUGUUCACAGCAUGGUUCUUCCGGGGCUUCCAUCGAGUACAUCAGUUUACUUUUCUGGUCCAGGAGAGGUGUGGUUUAUUCCCUCAAACAUGAUAUCACAGAUGUGCAGUGUCUCAUGCCCGGCCUAAUCAUCGCUAUCAGAAAAGUUGUGCGGCUUAAGAAUCUGGUGCAUGGCUUGGAGAAGGUUUUGUAGAAACUUUAGUUUCUUUAAUCUCCUCAAAACAGAACUUAUGCAUGUGAAAACACGUUAUACUGCUCAAAUAUGUGAAGUGGAAGAUCAAGUGAGAAAAGAAAGAUGGGAGAAAGAAUAUUUGAACAGUUUCUAUGUGAGAUACUAAGUAAAUUAUCUUUCAUAAUGUUUUGGUUAACUCGGACAGAACCCAAUCUUUUGAUGGUAGUUCAUUGAAGCUUUGAUCUUGAUGAACUAUAAGCACAUAAGAGACUCCAGCCAAAUCCUGAAUCUAUUUUGCUUCUCCCGAUCGUUGA
Rhododendron vialii is the source of this 1460-nucleotide messenger RNA. RefSeq names its product dihydrodipicolinate reductase-like protein CRR1, chloroplastic. The coding region runs from base 254 to 1102 and encodes 282 amino acids. The record is from RefSeq and is a predicted model, not a curated record. The transcript is spliced from 10 exons. Gene Ontology annotation, molecular function: 4-hydroxy-tetrahydrodipicolinate reductase activity. Gene Ontology annotation, cellular component: chloroplast stroma. NCBI's taxonomy places the organism in Eukaryota, Viridiplantae, Streptophyta, Magnoliopsida, Ericales, Ericaceae.